This is a messenger RNA of Gymnodraco acuticeps, 1025 nucleotides long. Its product is annotated as gamma-aminobutyric acid receptor-associated protein-like 2. Gene Ontology annotation, molecular function: ubiquitin protein ligase binding. The record is from RefSeq and is a predicted model, not a curated record. Gene Ontology annotation, cellular component: autophagosome; cytosol; autophagosome membrane. Gene Ontology annotation, biological process: cellular response to nitrogen starvation; macroautophagy; autophagosome assembly. Bases 204 to 557 code for a protein of 117 amino acids. The transcript has 4 exons. Lineage: Eukaryota; Metazoa; Chordata; Actinopteri; Perciformes; Bathydraconidae.
CGUCACCAUCGGGGCAGCCAGAGGAGCUCAGUUUGUUGUUUGUUGUUUUGCUCGGAAGUGUUGCGAGCUGAGCUCUGCCCGUCUCUACGUUGAAUUCAAAACCUGCAAUCCAGUCGACAGCUUUUAAGAAAGAUAUUUAGAAAGAUAUUGUAUCGUGGUUAUUAUCAUUUUCAUCUGCAUCGAGCGAAAAAGAGCCCGGAAACAUGAAAUGGAUGUUCAAAGAGGAUCACUCCUUGGAACAUCGAUGCAUAGAGUCAGCCAAAAUCCGAAACAAGUACCCUGACCGGGUCCCGGUGAUUGUGGAGAAAGUGUCUGGAUCACAGAUAGUGGACAUCGACAAGAGGAAGUACCUGGUCCCCUCUGACAUCACAGUGGCUCAGUUCAUGUGGAUCAUCAGGAAACGCAUCCAGCUGCCCUCAGAGAAGGCCAUCUUCCUGUUUGUGGACAAGACAGUGCCGCAGUCCAGCAUCACGAUGGGGCAGCUGUACGAGAAAGAGAAGGACGAGGACGGCUUUUUAUACGUGGCUUACAGUGGGGAGAACACCUUUGGCUUUUAAAAAAGCAAGAAAACCACGAUCUGGACCGGCCUCACCUGCUCGACACCCCCCACCCCCACAUCUAAUCACAGCCCUCUCGGCCCCUGGAGGAACGGCGGGGAAACCCCAUUGAGAUUGAGAGACAUGAACGUAUCAGAAAGACGGACGACUGCUUUACCUGACGGGAUAAACAUAUAUGAGCGCACUGGUGUGUUUGUUCUGGCCCAUGUUGCACCAGUUCUUUAAAGAGUCAUAGAUUCAGUUGUGUAUAGUGUGUUACAUUUUAAUUAUUUGUGUUAUCUUGUUGUGAUUUGAGUGUUUGUAGGAGGAACUUUGAUUUUUUUUUUCUCUCACAUUUUAAAUAAUACGCGUGAAUGAAUUUUGCUUUAGUUAUGCUUCCUCUUUAAAGGCAAUAUUUAAAAAUAUCUUUUAAUUUAAAUAUUUGAAAUUAAAUUAGGAUGACCUAAACAAUAAAAUAUUCAAAUGGAA